Messenger RNA from Blepharisma stoltei, 2300 nucleotides. NCBI's taxonomy places the organism in Eukaryota, Ciliophora, Heterotrichea, Heterotrichida, Blepharismidae. The record is from the annotation of a GenBank genome assembly.
AUGAAACCACUUGCCACACAAUGAAGAUCCAAAUUAAUGCUUUUUCUUCCUAUAAAACUGACAUUUGUAUGCCUUUCGAUCAUGAUAGUCUCAAUUCUCCAAAAACAAUGGGCAACUGUUAAGACUGGAGAUGAAUCCUACCAUAUGAAUUUCCUUACUCCCCAUCACAGGUUUAUCAUGAAAAUGUCUAGCUCAGCUGUGUAAGAGAUAUUUUGCAAUAGAAGUUUUAGCUCAGCUGGCAAGAAUAUUUCCUUAUGCCAAUCCCUAUAAUUGGUUAGCACCCUUGGCUGCUGGGAUAGGAUAGCUGGCGAUAUAGACUGGCACCAAAGCGUGUGGGACGAAGACUGGGUAAUGUGUGCUGAGGCUUCUCAUGAUUAAAAACGCCAAUAGGUGGAUUGUCUAAUGUUAGAUAGAAAUAGUGCAGCUCAUCAGGCUCCAACGGAGAAGACUCAAGUUGAUUGGGCGUAAUUGCAUGAAAACAGAUGACCUAAUUAAGUGAAAUGUGAAGAUAAGCUUCUUUAUAGCGCUAGUGAUUAUUAUUGAAGGCCUUAUGGUCUAGUACAGUAAACUUUGACUCUUCAAGACUGAUUUUCCAAUAACAUUUAGGGGAGGAUUUAGAUGCACAAAUUGCAAACUUUGGACUCAAGAUUGAAGCUGAAGAUGCUUUAGAAAUUACAUGUGCGAAUCAGAUCCUAACUUAGGAAAUUGCGCAGUAUAUUCAGACGGAUGAAAUGCUACCAAAUACUUUUUGAUUUUGGAGAUUCUAGCAUUCAUUUUUGGGCUUGUGUUGCUAGAAAAGCUUAUUUUGGCUUACAGAAAUAAAUAUUUUGGCAAUACAGUGAUAGUUCAUUUAGCAGCUGCCUCUAUGGCCCUUUUCCAUACAGGCGCUGUAUAUGUAUGGUUUUCGUUGAACCACACUAGCUGAAUAAGAAGCCACACCAAUCGCCCUCACGUUGUUGCCAAGAAUGGCCCUAAACUAUAUUAGAUUAAGUUUGGAAGGUAUUUAUAGCCCUACUUCACUAUUAACUCUGUUCCGUAGUGGUGCAUUGCGGUAUGACAUAGUGCUACCAUCUUGCAGCCUGAUCGAAACCUUAAGUUUUUCGGUAAUGAUGUCACCUCGGGUCAAAAGGACUCUGCUGGUUAUCACUUUUUCCAAAAGCACACCAGCUGUCUAAUUUGUCCACCUCAUUCCCAAAAAGUUUAACAGUUUCACCAUUCAGAGAAAGUCACCAAAGCAGCUUGAGCAGAUAGACCAACCUGCUCCAUAAUUUGACCCAACUGGGCUGGGUGCUGCUGGAAAAAUGAGAUGUAGUUAGCUGCCUUAAGGUUCAGGACUCAAUUCAGCGGAAAAGAGGCUCAUAUCUCUCGCUUCGAGGCUGCUGAACAUCUCUGGGCUAUAAUUGGAUCCCAAAAACAACGUUGACAUUCAUAAGGACUCUAUCUCGCCAUGAUUGGAAGCUCGCCUUUAGCCAUUUUAUACAUAUAAAAAUGGCCCUAAACUUGCCCUUAUAAACACUUUUUUUGCAUUUUCUGCAUUUAUUAGUGUUUUAUAUUUACUCAAAAAGCAUGGAAAUGAGACCUAUGCUUCAAUGUCAUUAGACACAAAAAUAGGCAAAAAAACAGCAAAAUAUUGACUAAAACUUUCAGGCGCUCUUUUUAUUCUCGGAUUUCUUUCUCACGUAAUAGUGCUCGGCAUUGGGAGAUGGGCAUUGAGAUAUACCUUUGAAAACGACACUAUCUGGCAAGGUGGUCUCCUUAACUGUUACUAUUGUGAAGAAGGCAUUGAUAAUAUCCAUUGGGAUUGCUUAGCUUCAGUAACUUGCCAUUUUGCUCCGAAUUCAGGCACUUGUGAUUUUUAUAAAGACUUAUGAAAAGCUUCAGUUUCUUAUAUAAUUUUCAUACUCAUUGCUCUGAUAAAUUUUAUACUCUUAGCUCAGUCAUUUUAUUCUAUAUUGAAACGAAGGGAUUACGGAAUUCCUUUUUUGAAUUAUCUUUAUGCAGUUUUAUUGUGCGGUUUUAAUUUAAUUGCGGCUAUAUCAUAUAUAUGGAUAAGCCAGGCUAAGAUGUUUUCUAUUGAGUGCAGUGAAAGAGUUGGGUAUGAUGAUAGACCAGCUUUAUGCCCAACUGGAGGGCCAUAUACCAUUUUAGGGUCAAAUUUAUUUACUUUGCCAGCUACAGUGAUUUUUUUAAUUGUGUAUUACAGAAGGGUAGAAGUGGAAUAUGAAAUGAAGCUGGAAGAGUCGGUGAUUGAUAUGAAUUCAGAAGAUAGUGGUAUAGAACUCAAUAUAAUAACAGAGUAA